This is a messenger RNA of Penicillium lagena, 2481 nucleotides long. Its product is annotated as baculoviral IAP repeat-containing protein. The transcript has 4 exons. Bases 1 to 2481 code for a protein of 826 amino acids. Lineage: Eukaryota; Fungi; Ascomycota; Eurotiomycetes; Eurotiales; Aspergillaceae. The record is from RefSeq and is a predicted model, not a curated record.
AUGGGCUCCGAAAUGGAUACCUUCACUGCCCGCCUGGCCAGCUUCGAUAUAGUGCUGAAGCCUGAGAAGCGGAGAUCGUCCGCCACAAAAGGCUCCAAGCGCAUUGCAUGGCCUCACAAGAGUCCCUCGCCCGCCGAUUUGGCGCAUGCGGGUUUCUACUAUAAGCCCUACGAGACCAAUCCCGACAACACGACCUGUUUCCACUGCCACCGAGCACUGGAUGGCUGGGAAGAGGAGGAUAACCCGAUUGACGAGCAUCUCAAGCAUGCGCCGGAUUGCGCAUGGGCGAUUAUGAUGGAUAUCCAACAACGCAGCUCCAACCCCGCCGAGAUCGAGGAUCCGACAGGCGAGCGCGUCACACAAGCGCGACUUGCCACCUUUGGCUCGACAUGGCCUCACGAUGGAAAGCGAGGAUGGAUGGUCCAAGGCGGGUGGUUCUUUGCCCCGACAGAAGAAAGCAAUGAUUUGGCCAGUUGUGUCUACUGUAAACUGUCUCUCGACGGCUGGGAGCCCAAGGAUGAUCCUUUUGAGGAACACCACCGCCGCUCCUCGGAUUGCUCCUUUUUCGUCUUUGCCCAGCCCCCAACCAAGAAAGGGAAGGCAUCCAAAGCCAAGAAAUCGCGUGGUUCGAAAAUAUCACGGCUGUCGACACAGUCCGUUGCUACCACAGUUGCUGCUGAGGAGCCCGAGAUGGAUGUCGACGACGCAAUGGACCAGAGCAUCAUUUCGCAAGCUACCACAAAAUCAUCCAAGUCCACCAAGAAGUCUACUAAGGGCAAAGGAAAGAGCACGAAGAGCAAGAAAGAAGAACCCGUCGAGGCGAUAGAUGUCGAGAGCACCGAACUUGCGCAACCAGAGCCACCGAAAACGAAACCAAAACGAGCGACUCGUGGAAAGAAGCGAGCCAGCGAGGAGAUGAACGCGCAGCCUGUCAGCAUUGAAGAACCGGAAGACACAAAGCCUGAGGAGCCUCCUGCAAAGCGACGUGCCACGAAAACACGCAGCAGCAGCAUCGCGCAACCAAGAAUAUACGAGACCAAUGACUACGCCAUGCCGGAUGUUGAGCCAGUGGAUGAGCCUGUCCCUGAAAAAGAGACCAAAAAGGGUCGGAAGGCCUCGAAGAAGGGGGAUGCAUCGAAGAGUCGAAAGAUUUCCGAUGUUUCUACAGCUUCCCGAGUAACGUCCAAAGCUCGAGUGCCGCGUGAUUCGGAGAUAGAGGCGGCCAUCGAAGCAGGUCUAGAAGCCGACGACCAGGAAUCAGCUGAGCCAGAACCGGAGCCCGCGGGGACGCGUACUUUGAAGAAAACAAAAUCGACCAAGAAAUCCAAGGCCGCCACAAAAACCGAGCAGCAAGCGCAGGAUACGGAAGAAGAUGCUGAUCGCGAAGAGCCCGUGGCACUGGAGGAGAUUGACUCACCGGUCAAGGAAUCACCAGCCAAGUCGAAGACUGCGAAAGCCCCCAAAAAGAAGGGAACCAAGAAAACCAAGCCCAAGGCGGAAGAUAUGCGAGAGUCAAUCGGUGCCAAGUCUGUUGCUGAUGAUCAUGACCGCCAUGAGUCUUUUGUGUCUGUGGAAAUUAUCAACCGUCACCCAGAGCCAAGUCGGGGGCCAGAGCCAGAGUCUGAACCUGAGCCUGAACCUGAACCGGCCAACAAGGCUGCGUCGAAGAAGGGAACCAAGAAGAAGGAUGCCCCGGCGAAGAAGUCCAAGAAAUCUGACAAGAAGACAACACGCCAUGAGGAGCCGGUCGAGCCAGAGGAGGUCCUCGAGUCUCCCGUCCAAGUUGACGAUGACGAUAACUUCCAGACUCCAGAGGAUAUGUCUGACCAAGUCGAGAUGGUAGCGCCUCCGCAGCAGCUUUCUCCAACGCCCCAACGCUCACACUGGACAACAUCCGAUGUGCCGGCAAAGACCACGAAGAGAUAUAGCGAUAUCCCAGCCGAGAAGCACCUCGCCGAGUCCCUGACUAGUUCCCAGUCGCGUCAUAAUAUUCCUGAGCAGCGUAAGGCUGAGAAAGUUGCCUCGCCUCCCCCGGCAGCUCAUCAAAGCACCCCAUCAAUGUCACCGCAGUCUUCAGAUGCCGAGAAUCGGCCACCAUCUGCGCGGCCUUCAGCAUCACGUCCACCAAUUGUCGUAUCGCCACCAAAGGACCACACCCCGCUGGCAGCUACCACGCCUUUGCCAUCAAAACGCAAAAUCUCCGCCAAGCCGGUACACCCGUGGACUCCGGUGGACGUUGACUUCAUCCUCUCCGGCGAAGCCAGCGACAAAGAGAACGCCGAUCUGGCCGGAGUUCUCAAAGAUGCGAAAGCAGGGCUGACCAGCCCGGAGAAGAAGAUGACAGUGGAGGAAUGGAUUAUGUGGAAUGCAAAGAAUGGCGAGGAACGGCUGAAGCGAGAAUGCGAGAGGCUCGUCGGCGUGUUCGAAAGAGAAGGUGGACGCGCCAUGCGGCGGCUGGACGCGAUCGAGUGCAUUGACUGA